UGUACUGUGUCCGCAGUCUCUGGUCAUCUCCUGUACUGUGUCCGCAGUCUCUGGUCAUCUCCUGUACUUCUCUGUACCUGUGUCCGCAGUCUCUGGUCAUCCCUGUACCGUGUCCGCAGUCUCUGGUCAUCCCUGUACGUGUCCGCAGUCUCUGGUCAUCCCUGUACUGUGUCCGCAGUCUCUGGUCAUCCCUGUACUAAACCAGUGUCUCUGAGGCAGCCCUACGCAGUCCGCAGUCUCUUUUUUCAUCCCCAAAAGCUGUACUGGUCAUUGCAGUGUUGGCACCUGGUAUUCCCUGUAUUAUUAUGUCUGCAG
Staurois parvus is the source of this 315-nucleotide messenger RNA. The record is from the annotation of a GenBank genome assembly. Lineage: Eukaryota; Metazoa; Chordata; Amphibia; Anura; Ranidae.